Molecule: messenger RNA, 942 nt
Organism: Cylindrotheca closterium
Lineage: Eukaryota; Bacillariophyta; Bacillariophyceae; Bacillariales; Bacillariaceae
Source: the annotation of a GenBank genome assembly
AUGUCUUCAGGUGAUGAAUGGUGUUUGAUAGAAAGCGAUCCAGGAGUAUUCACUGAGCUGCUGGAAUCAUUGGGAUGUGAACAAGGGCAGCUAGAGGAGCUCUGGAGUCUAGACGACGAAACUCUAGCAGCUCAUGGGGAAAUAUUUGGGCUAAUAUUUUUGUUUCAAUGGCAACACACGGGAAAAGGAAGUACUACGACGGUCAAGAAGCCUUGUCUGGCCGAAGAUCAAGUUCCCGAAGGUCUAUUUUUUGCUCAUCAAGUCACGACCAAUGCGUGUGCUACACAAGCCAUCUUGUCCGUCAUGCUGAAUCAAGAUUUGGAGCUGGGACCUACUCUGAAUGAAUUCAAGGAAUUCACGGCAUCCUUCCCACCAUCGCUUAAGGGUGUGGCCAUUUCAAGCAGUGAACCCAUUCGAAAAGCCCACAACUCUUUUGGCAGACAAGACGCCUUUCUUAACGACGGGAAGUUCGUUUCACCUUUCCGCCAGUCAGACGAUGUCUUCCACUUCGUAGCAUAUAUACCAAAGGGUAAUACGGUCUACGAACUUGAUGGACUUCAGGAGGGGCCUAUAGUUGUGGGGGAAUUGGAAAACGAUAGCAAUGGUGGCAUGGCACAGAAUCAUUGGCUCGCAGUUGCUCGAAAGGCCAUCCAGGGAAGAAUGACAGGAGAUGCUAUUAAGUUCAAUCUAAUGGCAGUAGUCAAAGACAAGCGCAUUGCUUUGAAGUCUCACUUGGAGGCAAAUCCAAGCGAUGAAACAGCUAUGCUACAACUCCAAAUGGAAGAGCAAAAGCGUUCACAUUGGAAGCUCGAAAACCAACGACGUCGACACAACUAUGUUCCUCUUGGUGUUUCCAUGCUGAAGGAGCUUGCCAGGAUGGGUACUCUAAAAAAACACAUGGAUCAAGCGCAGGAACGAAAAAACAAGCGGGCAAAAAACUGA